AUGCUCGCUCUCUCCCCAGUGCUGGGCUGUUGGAGAGCUCGAGCUGCAAGCCACCGAGCGCGAGCUCGAGCGCGGCGCGCUGGCCGGGGAACCCAAGAGCCCACGGCGCCCCCAGAUGGCAGGCGCCGCGGGACCCCCCACCCUCGCCGGCUGCCCUUUCCCGGGCGCCCCUACCCUCCUCGCCCGCAGGAGACCCUGGGCUUCCCCGGAGGAGCUCACCCCAAGGGGCCAGGACUCCGGCGAGCCCGCCACCGUCCCCUCGAGUGCCGCCGCCACCACCGCAGCCGCGGGAGCAGCAUGGUCCAGCUGGGGAAGCUGCUCCGCGCCCUGACUUUGAUGAAGUUUCCCUGCUGCGUGCUGGAGGUGCUUCUGUGCGCGCUGGCGGCGGCGGCGCGCGGCCAGGAGAUGUACGCCCCGCACUCCAUUCGGAUAGAAGGGGACGUCACCCUCGGGGGGCUGUUCCCGGUGCACGCGAAGGGUCCCAGCGGAGUGCCCUGCGGCGACAUCAAGAGGGAGAACGGGAUCCACAGGCUGGAAGCGAUGCUCUACGCCCUGGACCAGAUCAACAGCGAUCCCAACCUGCUGCCCAACGUGACGCUGGGAGCGCGGAUCCUGGACACUUGUUCCAGGGACACUUAUGCGCUCGAACAGUCGCUCACUUUCGUCCAGGCGCUCAUCCAGAAGGACACCUCCGAAGUGCGCUGCACCAACGGCGAGCCUCCGGUUUUCGUCAAGCCCGAGAAAGUAGUUGGAGUGAUUGGGGCUUCGGGGAGUUCGGUCUCCAUCAUGGUAGCCAACAUCCUGAGGCUUUUCCAGGUUGAUGGGCGCUACGGGAUAAGGAAAAGGAUGUGAAGCUCACUGAAGAGGCUUGCGUUGGGAGUGCUGGAGGCGUGUACAGAGACUCAGCACCUUUCUGUACAGAAAUGGAGACAGGAAGAGGCCAGAGGAUGAAUGACAGGCACGAAUGAGGUGGAACUUUGAAGAGCAACAUGGAAAUGAAAUACUUCUUUUGUAUUUGGUAAGUGGGGAAAAUGUACCAGCGUGUAUGCCUACUGGGACCACGUUUUCCAGAACAGUUAAGCCCAGUGUCAACUAUGCUGUCCCACCUUCCUCUCUUAGUGAGAAGAGAGCAGGCUGAAUGGAAGACAGUCAUUAUGACCACUGGGGCCACUAAGGGGUGUCCAGAGAAGGUAACUACUUUGCCCACGUCCUAAACUGCCUAGCCCUGUGGUCUUGGGCUAAUCACUAACCUGCUUAGAUACAAUUUUCUUCUCUAUGAAAUAGAAACAAUAUUAUAUGCUAUGAAGGACUGCAGGAAGAUGAGCUGUAAUGUUUAUCAAGUGCCUGGGGAAGCAACUAUAAAGUUAAGAUGUCAAUUAAAAAAUAUUUACAAGAUGGGGCUUCCCUGGUGGCGCAGUGGUUGGGAGUCCCCCUGCCGAUGCACGGGAUGCGGGUUCGUGCCCCGGUCCGGGAGGAUCCCACGUGCCACGGAGCAGCUGGGCGCGUGGGCCAUGGCUGCUGAGCCUGCGCGUCCAGAGCCGAGGCCAGG
This is a messenger RNA of Orcinus orca (killer whale), 1549 nucleotides long. Its product is annotated as metabotropic glutamate receptor 7-like. The record is from RefSeq and is a predicted model, not a curated record. Gene Ontology annotation, cellular component: membrane. Gene Ontology annotation, biological process: G protein-coupled glutamate receptor signaling pathway; regulation of synaptic transmission, glutamatergic. Lineage: Eukaryota; Metazoa; Chordata; Mammalia; Artiodactyla; Delphinidae. Bases 1 to 852 code for a protein of 283 amino acids. The transcript has 7 exons. Gene Ontology annotation, molecular function: group III metabotropic glutamate receptor activity.